Messenger RNA from Acanthoscelides obtectus, 237 nucleotides. NCBI's taxonomy places the organism in Eukaryota, Metazoa, Arthropoda, Insecta, Coleoptera, Chrysomelidae. The record is from the annotation of a GenBank genome assembly.
AUGUCAUUCACUGAAAACAAAUCACAAAAAUCCAAACCUUUAGAUGCAAAUCAGAGCAGAAGUAUAGACGGCACCGUACCAUUGUUAUUGACAGUGGGAAUAGAUAACGGAGACUUACGUGAUUGGAUAAGGCGUGCGCGGAGCGACAAUUCAGGAAUGAAGAGGAUGUGGAUAGCUGGAGUCGACUGCGACGUUGCCGCGCUGAACGUCAGAAAAGUAGCAGAAUUGAUAGAAUAG